Messenger RNA from Erythranthe guttata (spotted monkey flower), 1074 nucleotides. The record is from RefSeq and is a predicted model, not a curated record. Lineage: Eukaryota; Viridiplantae; Streptophyta; Magnoliopsida; Lamiales; Phrymaceae.
AUGGAACGCGGGAAGGCGGCGGCGGCGGCGGCGGAGGCGGAGGAAGAGCGGGAGGAUGACCUCAUGGAGACGUGUGAGGAAGUCGGCGGCGGCGAGAUGGUGGCUUGCGAGCUUGAGGCGGCGGCAGCUCUGGCGGGGUUGGCUAGGCAUAGGAGUUCCGCGUUGCCCGGCGGCGCUGUCAGUUCCGGCGAGAUGGAGAGUCAAUUUCCGCCUGCAACGGAUGAGUCAGUAGCUACUCAAAACAUUGGUGAUAGUUAUGUAUCUUCUACAAGUGCAAUUACAGUUUCUGAAAGGACUGAUCGGAAAAUAGUCGAAAAUACGGCCAGCCAGUUGUGCAGCACAAGCUGUCAAUCGACCAAGUUACGGCCGAAACUAACCGAGGCUGAGAAGCAAGCUCGGAAGCUUCAUCGUGUAUUGGCAAACAGAGAGUCCGCCAGGCAGACAAUUCGUCGCCGGCAGGCUUUGUAUUUCGAGUUGUCCGGUAAAGCAGCCUACUUGUUUGAAGAGAACGAGAGCUUGAAGAAGGAAAAAGAGGUGGCGGUAAAACAGUACGAUUCUUUAAAAGACCGAAACGAAGUUCUUAAAGCAGAGCUGGCUAAACUAAAGAAGGCUGAACAACUGUGGGGCCCGGAAGAAGAUCCGAACACAUCAUCAUCGUCCAGGCCCGAUGAAACUUCUUCCGCAAAUUCCAUCUAUUUACAUAAUCGCCCUUCAUUAGUUUCUUGCUUUUGGCCCUCCCUUUUCCCAUCUUCCGAUAUUUUACAAUCCCAAUGCGGGCCCCAUCUUUCCUACGGUACAAGUUCGUCGCAAGGACAAGAAAACCCAAUGGGGGCUCCUGUAUUGCUAUUCCCAGUACCCUUUUUGCUACCCUUCCAAACUCCCAACGAAGGAAAAAACACCGAAAAUCAAAGCAAUAUUUGUUCUUGUUCGGUGGCUCGUCCCAAUGAAGAAAACAAUAGCAAUAACAAUAACAAUAGCCAGGUAGACGAUACUUCAAACGCAAAUGACGUUCCUGCCCCCGAGAGUGCGACGCAUGUCGGUUCGGCGGAGGAGAAUCGAGAGCCGAGAAUGUAA